Lotus japonicus is the source of this 4432-nucleotide messenger RNA. RefSeq lists its product as uncharacterized. The coding region runs from base 709 to 4167 and encodes 1152 amino acids. The record is from RefSeq and is a predicted model, not a curated record. The transcript has 11 exons. Gene Ontology annotation, cellular component: nucleus. Gene Ontology annotation, molecular function: nucleic acid binding; metal ion binding. Lineage: Eukaryota; Viridiplantae; Streptophyta; Magnoliopsida; Fabales; Fabaceae.
UAACAACGUUUGAGAAAACCAAAGUAUAAUAUAUUUUUGUGGGCCCUAUUUCAGCAGUACUAUAUUUUUCCCACUGAAACCGCGAAACACCAUAACGUCAAAGUUUGAAACGACGCCGCCAGAGGUUGCGCCGCCGCGACCAACGCCCUCUUCCUCGCCACAACCACCGCCCUCUUCCUCUCGAUCGACUUUCUCUCCGUCGCAAAUCUCAUCCUCGUGAAAGUGUGAAACCAAGACGCCGGAGGUUACGCCGCUGCGGCCACCGCCAUCUUCCUCGCGAAACGAACCGUCCUUUCCGCAAGACCACCACCCUGUUCGGCCGUGCCUCGUUCAAAAUCGCGAACGCCCUCUUCGACGACUCACCAUUGCCGCUUCUGCAAGCUUGCUAGCCUCAGGUUCUCUUCCUGGCAAGCCCUACUCUGAAUUGGGUUACGGCUUCAAAACUGUUGUUAUCAUUGAUCUGGAUAUUUCUUGGACAACCCAAUUGGACGAAUUUGAUGAAAAUGAGUUAAAGUUCGUUUUUUGUGGAUUUUUGUUUUUGGAGUUAAAAAAGGGGUGUUUGAUAUCUAGCAAGUUGUUUAUGUGCUAAAAGAGUUGACUGAUUUGGGAAUUAGAGCUGCAUUUCUCUGGAUUUAGUGAAUCUGGUUCAAGGUUCUGAGAAAUUAUUGGUCAGUGUAAGAUUUUUGGUUUAUCAUUGAUCAAAAAACUAUGCAUUUAUCAUGCUUUAGCAAUAUAAUGACUGCAAAAGUUAUUGAUGAUAAGGAUGUUGAUAAUUCUGUCACUGAUAAUAUGAAUAAGAAGUCUGUGAGUAGAGAGAGAAGAGUGAGAAACAGAAAGGCUAAAAGAAAUGAUUUUAGACUGCAAGAACUUCAACCUUCUCAGAACAAGACACCAAAGUCAGCCAGAAGAGGCAGAAAGAAGGGCAAGAAAGGGAGUGGACAGAAAGGUUCAUAUGCAAAUCAGCCUGUAUCAUUUGUAUCAAGCGGUCGCAUAAUCCAAUCUGAAACUGUAGAGGUUACCGCCGUUGAUUCUCAAGAGACUGAUGGUACUGAUAAGAAGGGUAUCAGUAUCACAAGCUCUGCUAAUAUAGGCUCAUUUGAGGUACACACAAAUGGUUUUGGUUCAAAAAUGAUGGCUAAAAUGGGAUAUGUGGAGGGAGAAGGAUUAGGGAAAAAUGGUCAAGGCAUGGCGCAGCCCAUUGAGGUUAUACAAAGGCCUAAAUCACUUGGUUUGGGUGUGCCAGCCACUGAGCCAGCUAGGAGGAGUAAGUCUUCAAGAAUUGGUACUUCUGAAAAGCAUACAAGAACUGAGCCACCUAGGAGCAUGUCUUCAGGAAUAUGUGCUUUUGAAAAGCAUACCAAAGGUUUUGGGUCCAAGAUGAUGGCUAAGAUGGGCUUUGUUGAUGGUUCUGGAUUAGGUAGAGACUCACAAGGUAUUACUAUACCAUUGAGUGCUGUUAGGCGACCAAAGUCACGAGGGCUAGGCUCCAAAGGUAAUGAUGACUUGAUUGAGGAUUUUCCUGAUGCUAUAUCAGAUAUGUAUUCUAAAGGGAUGACAUCUGAAGUACUGGAUAGAAGGACUUCGGAAUUUACAGCAAUUCAUGAAGAAAGCAGUUGUGCGUAUGAAGAAAAUCCAAACAGGAUAUCUGCGGUUGAGCUUGAUUCUGACUUACAUACUUCAUCAAUGCAGCAUACUAAACAAAUUUUGAAGUCAGAUCAUGCAAUUGGACAUGGUCCAAUAAUGAAGAAUAUAAUGCCAGAACCAUCCCAAGUUUAUUCCAAGGUUGCAACUCAGGGUCUAAAUACAUAUUGUUCAGAAUUCAAUUGGAGCAGAAGUCAGCCAGGUGUCAUUCCGAAAACUUUCCAGGGUCAUCCUUUCACCUUUUUGAAGUCAAAGACAUCUGUCUCUUCAGCCCCUAUUUCAAAACCUCGAACUUGGCAUCGUUCAGGUAAUAAUCCUACCACUUCUUUACCUAGGAUUAAACCUUUGGCAGGAACAGCUCCUCCCAAAAGGCCAAUUCUAGAAGGAAAAGGGAACUUUCAAAAUACCUCUACUUCAUACAUUCGUAAAGGUAACAGUCUUGUAAGGAAACCGAGUCCAGUUUCUGCUUUAUCUCAAAUCUUCUCUGUUAAUCAAUCACCCGCCAGAUCUGAAAGCAGGGCUGGUGUGAUAGAUCGACCAAUGUACUUGAAAACAGGAGAAACAAAUACUACUCAGGAGGGGCCUAGAACACCUUCACUACCCAUUGACAACAAAUCACAGGAAAAUAUAACUUCCCCAUUGGUAAACCCUCCUUCCAGCGGUUGCUGUGAAAAUUUAUCAGAUCCUAGUAAAUCUAUAGAAGCUAAUUAUGCACCAAAGUCUUCUGAAGAUGCGCUGAAGCAUUUUGAAACUUCUGACAAUCAACCUGGUUUAUCUAACAAUGGGGAGAGCCAAGUUGAAGCAAAUGAUGGAAAUAUUUCUUCUAUGAAAGCAAGGAGAAUAGUAUAUAUGAAGCCCACAACAAAUCAAUUGGUUGCAACUUCAAGUUCUUGUGAUAUUGUCUCAACUGAUCAAAAGGGCCAAAUAGCCUUUUCCAAUGGCUACUACAAAAGGAGCAAAAAUCAAUUGGUUAGGACUACAUUUGAAAGUCAUAUCAACCAGACAAUUGCAAUGCCCAAUAGCAAUGUGGAUUCUGAUGGACGAGGGGCUAGUAAGGUUCUUUGCAACAGGAGGUCUAUUAAGAGGCGAUCAUAUAAGGUUGCUAGGAGCUCUGGCAAGCCUUCAAAUGCUUCAUUAGUGUGGACACUUUGUGGCAAUAAUUCGUCCAGAAAUGAUAGCGACUCAUUGCAUCAUCAAAAGGUUUUACCUCACUUGUGUCCAUGGAAAAGAACAACAUAUUUAAGAAGCUCCAUUCGUAAUUCUGCUUCAAGCUUCGAUAGUAGUUCUUCCUUAUCUGCAAUCAGCAAGAAAUUGCUACUGUCUAGAAAGAGGAAAACUGUUCACACCAGGUCAACCCAUGGGGUUUCUCUAUGGAAAUCCAAGGAAUUAGGUGUUGGUGGUUAUAGUUUAAAAUGGUCCAAAUCCAUUGAGGAGCAUUCAAAGAAAGCUAAUGAGGAAGCCACGCUUGCUGCUGCUGCAGUUGAGAGGAAGAAGAGAGAGCAGGAAGAUGAGGCUUGUAUCAAUUCUCAGGCAAAAAGAGAACGAAUAUUUCGUAUUGGUUCAGUUCGCUACAGAAUGGAUCCUUCCAGGCGGACACUUCAGAGGAUUUCAGACGAUGAAUCCCUUUCCUCUGCCUCUAUCUCUUCAGGUUCGGCUGCCAGAAGAGCUUAUGUUCCAAGGAGAUUAGUGAUUGGGAAUGAUGAAUAUGUCCGAAUCGGUAAUGGUAACCAGCUUAUCAGAGACCCAAAGAAACGAACUCGAAAAUUGGCAAAUGAAAAAGUUAGAUGGAGCUUGCACACUGCCAGACAGCGGUUUGCUCGAAAGCAGAAGUAUUGCCAGUUUUUCACAAGAUUUGGAAAAUGUAACAAGGAUGGAGGGAAGUGUCCUUAUAUUCAUGAUCCCUCAAAAGUUGCUGUCUGUACUAAGUUCUUGAAUGGUUUAUGUUCUACUCCCAACUGCAAAUUGACCCAUAAGGUCAUUCAAGAGCGGAUGCCAGAUUGUUCUUAUUUUUUUCAAGGUUUAUGCACAAACAGAAAUUGCCCAUAUAGACAUGUCAAUGUGAACCCUAAGGCAUCUAUCUGUGAAGGGUUUCUUAAGGGUUAUUGUGCUGAUGGGAAUGAGUGUCUGAAGAAGCAUAGCUAUGUCUGUCCUACCUUUGAAGCAACAGGAACCUGUGUUCAAGGAACCAAAUGCAAGCUUCACCACCCCAAAAAACAAAGCAAGGGAAAGAAAAGAAAGAGAUCUGAAGAUCAGAACAGUAGAGGGCGUUACUUUGGUUCUAUUCCCGUUGAUGUUUCUGAACCUGGGAUGAUGGUGGCUGCUUCAAGUCACCAGGACCUUGACCUUGAGAAAGAACUUUCAGACUAUAUCAGUCUUGAUGUGAAUGAAGAAGUUGCAGACAUGGUGGAUCAAUCAUUUGAGCACUCAGAAUUUUGUGAUAAUGAUUCCAUGGAUUUACAGUUGGAUACUACUGAUGAACUUAAACCAGUUCUCAUAAUAACAAAAUUGGCAUCCCAAGCAUCUUAGUCCAUUGGCUUGCAAUCUUAGGCAAUUGAAGGAGACUGAAGGUGAUUUGUAAAUGAGGUAACUUAGGUAAUAGAGUAAUUUUUUCCCCAAUUUUCUGCCUCAUUGAUUUUAAAUUCCCAUUGUCAUUGUCAACACUCACUACAGAGGUCAUAAAUACCCCCCUCCCCUUGAUUUUGAUGUGUAUCAUUGCACAAUAACAUCUGGAAUAUAGAGAAAGAAAAAUUACCUGCUUCAAUUGAAGUGUACCAGUAUCACUCUUUUCAUA